AUGUCAACACCAGCUAGAAGAAGACUAAUGAGAGACUUCAAACGUAUGAAGGAAGAUGCCCCCCCAGGAGUGUCUGCUUCACCUUUACCUGAUAACGUCAUGGUAUGGAAUGCUAUGAUUAUUGGACCAGCUGAUACUUCGUAUGAAGAUGGCACAUUUAGGUUAUUGUUGGAGUUUGACGAAGAAUAUCCUAAUAAGCCACCGCAUGUCAAAUUUUUGAGUGAAAUGUUCCAUCCCAACGUUUAUGCGAAUGGCGAAAUUUGUCUGGACAUUUUACAAAACAGAUGGACUCCAACAUAUGAUGUGGCAUCUAUAUUGACAUCUAUUCAAAGUUUGUUCAAUGAUCCAAAUCCGGCCUCGCCAGCAAACGUGGAAGCUGCGACGUUAUUCAAAGAUCAUAAAUCACAGUACGUCAAAAGAGUGAAAGAGACAGUAGAGAAAUCUUGGGAAGAUGAUAUGGACGAUAUGGACGACGAUGACGACGAUGACGAGGACGAUGAAGGUGCUGACUGA
This is a messenger RNA of Saccharomyces kudriavzevii IFO 1802, 513 nucleotides long. RefSeq names its product E2 ubiquitin-conjugating protein RAD6 (gene RAD6). Gene Ontology annotation, molecular function: ubiquitin conjugating enzyme activity. The coding region runs from base 1 to 513 and encodes 170 amino acids. NCBI's taxonomy places the organism in Eukaryota, Fungi, Ascomycota, Saccharomycetes, Saccharomycetales, Saccharomycetaceae. Gene Ontology annotation, biological process: DNA repair; proteasome-mediated ubiquitin-dependent protein catabolic process; protein polyubiquitination. Gene Ontology annotation, cellular component: HULC complex. The record is from RefSeq and is a predicted model, not a curated record. The transcript has a single exon.